ACAGUGGCACCGGCGGCGGCGGUAGCGUCAAUGCAUCUGUGUCUUCGAAUUGCCUGUCUUGAUCUGCCAAUCCACUGUACAACAUUUCCGAUUGAGACCUCACACCAGGGAUCACCAGGAGCCUUUGAAAUCUCUCGACAUUGUGGACGGAGCUACGCGUUUCUGUUUUGGUUGCCUUUAAAAAAGAAUUCCUAUUCCACAAUUGCAUUUUUAACUCAGUUUCUUGAAUUUUUAAUGGAAAAAUGGCGUUCCAUUCUCAGUCCUGCAGCAUCUUCUGCUUCGUCUCAAUCCAAACUAUCCUGAUUUUCAGCGUAUCGUCGCCUGGAACAGAAAGCCUCACUUUCCCUCAACAGUACACGAUGAUGCACUGGGCAGGACGCAUCGAGAAAGAAAUCGAUAAAGUUCUCCAGCUCGUCAGUGGAGCCCAGCAAAUGAGAGGGAUUUACAAUGAGAAAAAGGGCCAGUUCGAGGUCAAGAGGAACUCACCCAGGGAGCUGGUGGAGAACGUCGCAGCACAGAUUCAGCAGCUGCUGACGAGGAAGCGGAAGGCGCUUGAGAGGCUGGCCAGAGAGGCGGAACGAUUGCAGAAGGAGCAUCCUUGGCAGGACAACAUUAAGGAGAGUGACAUUGAGUACUAUGAUUCCAAGGGAGACACAGACUAUUCAGAGGAUGGUGAAGGGGAGGAGGCUAUCAUAGGAGACCGGAAUACACUGAAGCUGGAGUUUGUGGAUGAUCCCAACUUCAAAAACAAGGUCAACUACUCCUACACGGCCGUGCAAAUCCCCACGGACAUCUACAAAGGAUCUCCCGUCAUCCUGAAUGAGUUAAACUGGACACAGGCACUGGAGAAGGUCUUCAUCGACAACAGCAGGGAAGACCCCUCACUGCGCUGGCAGGUGUUCGGCAGUGCAACUGGCGUCACCAGAUAUUACCCAGCCACACCUUGGAGAACGCCGAACAAGAUUGACUUGUACGAUGUACGGAGGCGGCCAUGGUACAUCCAAGGGGCGUCGUCUCCCAAAGACAUGGUCAUCAUCGUGGACGUGAGUGGCAGCGUGAGCGGACUCACGCUCAAACUGAUGAAGACCUCAGUCAUGGAAAUGUUAGACACUCUGUCAGACGAUGACUACGUCAACGUGGCCAGUUUCAAUGAAAAGGCUGAUGCAGUGGUCCCUUGCUUCACGCACCUGGUCCAAGCCAACAUCCGAAACAAGAAGAUCUUCAAGGAGGCUGUGAUGCACAUGUCUGCCAAAGGCACCACUGACUACAAGUCAGGUUUCCGUUUCGCCUUCAAGCAGCUGCUCAAUGAGAGCAGUGUUCCACGAGCCAACUGCAACAAGAUGAUUAUGAUGUUUACGGAUGGAGGGGAAGACCGGGCACAAGACAUCUUUGAACAUUACAACUGGCCCAACAAGACGGUGCGAGUAUUUACAUUCUCCGUGGGCCAGCACAACUAUGAUGUCACCCCCUUGCAGUGGAUAGCUUGCGCCAAUAAAGGUUACUACUUUGCGAUCCCAUCCAUCGGUGCCAUCAGAAUCAACACGCAGAAAUACCUGGAUGUGCUGGGACGUCCCAUGGUGCUGGCGGGGGACGGGGCCAAGCAGGUGCAGUGGACCAAUGUCUACCAGGAUGCCUUGGGUCUGGGGCUGGUGAUAACUGGAACUAUGCCUGUCUUCAACCUCACAGCAGAUGGGAGUUCUCAGAACCAGCUCAUUCUUGGAGUGAUGGGAGUGGACAUCGCACUCAAUGAAAUCCAGAAGCUAACACCAAGAUAUAAACUGGGAGCAAAUGGAUAUACCUUCGCCAUCGACCCCAAUGGCUACGUUCUCCUUCACCCAAACCUGCGGCCCAAGAUCAUUAACUUCAGGGAGCCCGUCACUCUGGACUUCCUUGACGCUGAGCUGGAGGACAGUGCCAAGGAAGAGAUCCGGCGGCUGAUGAUCGAUGGAAAAUCAGGACAGAGGAAAAUCAAGACGCUCAUUAAGUCAAUUGAUGAGAGGUAUAUUGAUGAGGCCAUUAGGACUUACACCUGGACACCUGUCAACGGCACAGACUACAGUCUGGGUUUGGUACUGCCAACCUACAGUGAAUACCACAUCCGGGCCAACCUGAGCGACCAGAUCCUCCAGGUUCAGUUCCAAUACAUCAACCCCAAGGAUUUUGAAUCUCUGCUGCCAAACAGUUUUGAGUCCGAGGGACAUGUAUUCAUUGCUCCCAGGGAAUACUGCAAAGAGCUAGAGCUCUCAAACAACAACACUGAGUUCCUGCUCAAUUUCAUCACUCUCAUGGAGAAAAUCACCCCCGACUCCAAGCAGUGUGAUAACUUCCUCCUUCACAACCUCAUCUUGGACACGGGCAUCAUCCGACAGCUGGUAGAAAAAGUGUGGAAGACCCAGGAUCUCAACACCUAUGGCUUCCUGGCAUUGUUCGCAGCCACAGAUGGAGGGAUCACCAGAGUCUUCCCCAACAAGGCUGCUGAAGAGUGGGAUGAAGACCCAGAGCCCUUCAGUGCCAGCUACUAUCGGCGCAGCCUUGACAACAAGGGCUACAUCUUCCGGGCUCCUUACAGAACCUCGAGUGAUGAGUUACUAAACCCGGAAAACAACACCAUCGGCAUUUUGGUCAGUACUGCAGUAGAGAUCUACGUGGGUGGGAAGACCAUCAAACCUGCUGUGGUGGGGGUGAAAUUGGAUUUGGAGGCCUGGAUAGACAAAUUCAAGAUACUGGCCAGCAACCAGUCCGACGGCCGGCAGAGUCCACACAAGUGUGGGCCUUCCAGCAGCUGUGAGAUGGACUGUGAAGUCAACAGUGACGAUCUGCUGUGCUAUCUGAUUGAUGACGGUGGGUUCCUGGUUAUGUCCAAUCAGAGGGAUCACUGGAGCAAGAUUGGCAUGUUCUUCAGUGAGGUGGACCCAUACCUAAUGCACGCCCUCUACAAUAACUCCUUCUACAACCGCAAACAGUCCUUUGACUACCAGUCUGUUUGUGAGCCGACACCCAACAGCAACACAGGCGCUGCACCCAGGGGGGUGUUUGUGCCAACCAUUGCAGACUUCCUCAGCUUGGCCUGGUGGACAUCAGCUGCAGCCUGGUCCCUGUUUCAGCAGCUGCUGUAUGGAGUGGCCUACCACAGCUGGUUCACUACAGAUGACGUGGAGGCAGAGGGGAUAGACUCCAGAGAGACCAGCUGUGUCACAAUACAGACCCAGUUCUACUUCACCAACGUCACCAGCUCCUAUGGUGUACUGCAGGACUGUGGCAACUGUUCCAGACUGUUCCACGCCAAAAGGAUAAACAACACCAACCUGCUUUUCGUGGUGGCAGAGAAGAUGCCGUGCUACUCGUGUGAAAUAGAGAAACUUUCACAGGUGGAGACAGAGUACAAGAAAGACAACCCGUGCGAGGUAAUGACCACAGUGCGGUAUCGGAAAGGACCCUCCAGCUGCUUUGACUACAGUAAAAUGGAAAAUGCUUCGGACUGUGGGCGGGGCCAUUCUUUCCGACCCUCAUUAAAGGUCCUGCUACUUCUGCAGCUGAUUCUCUUGUAUCUAACAGCCUCUCCUCGUAUUCUACCCCUCCCCUGUACACUUUAAUUCUGCCCUAUUAUUCCUGCUCGUCCUCCUUCCCAUGCUCCUCCCCUCUCACCAUUUACCUCCUGACCCCCUUUGCUCCCCCCUCCCUCCCCCUACCUUUCUCCAAUCAUAGAUGAUGAUGGGACUUCCUGAUGCCCUGUUUUGGAAGCCCUGAGUACUGUUCCCCCCCUCAUGCCCGGUGACCUAGCUUCAUGGCAGGUCACUUAAAGAGGGUUGCUGGGCUUUGUUGUGUGCAACCAAUCACCUCCAUCCAGGGCAGGAGCUCUUUGUUCCUUCCAGAGAAAAAAAAAAAAAAAAAACUACGACCGCCACAACCGCAAGAAACAGCAUUGGAAAAAGAAUUUCAGAAAAGAAAAGAAGAUGGACGCCCUCUUGUAUGCCUCCUGCCAAUGCAGACAAUGUAUCCGUUCAUCUCUUACAUCACCUCACAGCUGGUCAGGCAGGAGGAGAGGGCAGCAGUGGCCAUCAAUUGCUCCCAUUCCUCAUGGACCUUCUUAGAAUUUUACUGGGCCUUGUGCCGUGUGUCUCAGAUAGGGGUCUUUUCAGCCGUAUAUAGCUACUGGAAAAGAAAACAAACAAAAAACACUUUAAAAACAGUAAUAACCUGAAAUAUCAAGCAUACAAGUAUACUUCCAUUUCUUAGGGCAUAAUUUGAAAGGGAAAUCAUUAGAUUUGACUAACUUAUCCAUUUAUUUCUGCACUAUAUCUACUUCUUGCCAAAAUGAGAUAGACUUUCAUGUGGUCUUAUUUUUUAUAGCCAAAUAGCAAGAGGACAAGGAGAAAAUAAAAUAACGUAAAAUAAUCUAAAUAAAUAGAGUAAUUAAAAUACAAUCAUGCUCCUAUCAGUAGAGACAGGUUGUCUCCAAGUAAUGACAUCAUCAGUGUGGAUCGUCUGUAGUUCUAUCCCAUGUGUUCCAAGGCGGUUAUCAUGCUCUCUGCAGAUCUCAGUGUCUUUAUGAUGUAAUAGCCCAGUGCUCUCCAACCUUGAAUGUUCCCUCUGACCACUCGCCUAUUGGGUGGUUAAAUAGUCCUUUCAGACACUGAAGACCAAGGUAUCAAAACAUUUUUGUGUGUGAUAUGUCUUUUGUUGUUUUGAAGACAGAAAAUAUUUAUUGAGACUGCCUAGUAUAUAAUAGCCACUCAUGCAUUUGGUAUUGCUUGUUUUGGGCUGAGUGCAGCUUGCUUUAGCCUUUAGCAAUCUAUAAAAUCAAGAUAAGCUGUGCAGACCUUUCAAUGCUGUUGGAAUUGGAAGACAUUUGAGCGCUGUGCAGUCCUCGUUAGACGGGACUUACAGUUCAUUACUCAAUGUGGCACAGGCCGUGAAUCAAGUCGGCAUUCCAAGAGUCAAGUUUAAUAUUAUGUAAUUAGCCUAAGAUGAAAUUGUUGGAAAACUUCGACGUGUUAUUAAUGUAUAGUACAUGAAUUACUGUCUGCCCUUUUCCUGUCCCAGUCCCACCCAGUAGUGCCUUGGAGCACAUAUCCUGUUGGACAGCACUGGUAUUAGAGUAACCUUUCUGACUGUUGUACUAGCGUGCUUGUGGGGGGCCCAGCAGUGUACACCCAUCUUCUCCUCAGUAUCUCCGCCCAGACUCUGUAAAUAACCCGCGGGCAAGCGCACGCAUUCGAUCCAGAAGGACUGUUGACCGGACGCUUAACAGACGAACGCUCAGCUCACGUCUUGUUGUCGUCUCUCUGUAUUCUGUGGCCUUGAAACAGUGCAGUCCCAACACAGGCCUGCAACCCCCCAAACCCCAGCCCCCUCAGCCCCGGCCUCCAUGGCAACGGCAAAGUGUUGGAUUGCGUAAUUUGGAUUGUGGUUCCUUAAACUGCCGGAACCACACUCGACCGCACUGGUCAGUAUCACUGAGGGAAGAAGGUAGCGAGGGAGCGAGAGAACGAUUUGGAGCGUGAUCACCGAGACAGAGCUAGCCGUUAACUACAAGGGAAUGUAAGAAAGCGCAAAACUGAUGGUGUGCUGUAACUGUAAUCUGGGGAGUGAUGGCAGUGGUAGCAUAGGUAUUCCUUUUUUUAUUGGCUGGACAGACACUGUCCAUGGUCAAAUGUGUUGUCAAAUGUUGAAAAUUGAACAAAAAAUGUGGUUUUACAACUUUUUUUAAUCUAACAUUUUUUUUUCGUCAUUUGCUGAAAAUGUGGAAAGAGGAGUCAACUUGCACCCCUUCGGGAGGCUUUCACUGAGGUGUUGGAAGAAUGUUUGAACUGUUUUUAUUCGUGAGUGUAUUUCUUUUUCUAGAGAUUGGUGGCGUGGUGCAUUGUCUCUCAGCUUCUGCCCGCUUCAGUAUCUCCUGUGGGGUUCCUGCUCCUCGCAGUGGCUUUGUAUUGUCAAAGUGAUCAAAGUGGUCAAUGUGUCUGGAUUGUUGAUUGAUUUAUGUGCAGUAUUUGGAACAGAAUUUGGAAUUUGAAAAUCAUUCCAUUAUGGAUAGAAAGGAAGAAACCUUUUUAAUCAGAGCAUACAAAUUUUGGUUGGUGAAUUUCAUAAGUUCAUGAAAACAACCAGCUUCAACAGUAAGCAGUGUUAGGCGAAGGGUAGUGAAUGAAUACAGUCUUGAAAUCAGAUUAGCCUAAAAUCACAAAGACAGCCCGGCUUUUUUAAAUCCAGUUGCUCUACUGACACCCUUAACCUGGGUGCCUCCCCCCCCCACCCCACGCCACCCCACCCUGUCACCUACCCCAGGUCAUUUCAUUUUUAUUUCCAUUCCAAAUGUAUUACGUUUUUAUCAGCUGCUCCCCCACAAACAUAUGUACACACCCCAUGCCACACAUUGUCUUUUCUGCCCUUACAGAAAUGUAGUACAAAGAACUUUUGACCUCUUCCAUAAUGGUCUGCCCUGCAAUGGUCUGAAACCUGUGUGUCACUCAUUUCUUCUUUUUGUUCAAAGUUGGUAAUUCAUGUUGUUUGAUCUUCACUGCAGAUGACUUUUCUCUGACUUGCCACUAUUUCCUGAGCCCAUUUUUUCAGAAAGUUGACUUCAUACCUCAUAUCUCAAGGGAAACUCUAGUGCUGACGGUGGAAUUGGAGCCCUUGCAACCCUGACCAUUUGGAUAUAACUGAAAUAGUUUUUAAUACAAAACUAAAACAUUACUGUCCUUUAAGCAGAAGAGCCUUGCCAACCUACUAGCAGAACAAUUUGAAUAGUUUGGCAACAUGGGACUGCACAUUUUCAAAAUUCAGAACUGAGACAAACUUCUGAAAAAUUAUUAUCAAUUAAUAUGUGUUCUAUGUAGAGAAAAGGAGGAGAAAUGUCCAACACAGUUCCUAAAAGGUUUUCCAUUACACUGUAUCCAUGUGACAGAAUGAGGACUUAGUGACAGUCUCAGAUUGGACAGGUAUAUUUGCAUGGGAGAAAUAUGGUCUGACAAUCUGAGUUGUGCUGAAAUGAGGGCUUGUCCUGCCUGUAAAUAGACCUGAUUACUCAUCUCUUCUGUGUGUGAGGACUAUGGGUGGGUACAGUAUGGUUACUAAUAAAAAAAGCAAAAAACACAAGUAUUGCAUAGAAGAAAAAGGAAUGUUAGAAACUUGUUGAUGUUAAUCAAAGAAAGGCAAUUCCGUAUUUGCAGUGUGAAUAGUUCCAUUUGCUUUUCUUUGUUUAAAUGAAUUGUUGUUUUUUAUAUUACAGUAUUAUUUAUUUGGCUACACAUAUGAUAUGCUCUGCAUUUAACCCCAAGAAAGUAGUCAAUUUCAUUGUGUCCUUCAAACAGAACAUCAUGUGAAGAAAAUUAAAGUUCCUAAACAUUAGGAAAUUAGAUCUAUAUUACUCGCAUAUAGAAAUGGAUUGGGUUUAAGAGGUUAGUCAGACCCAUUUAAAUGUAAUGAAGUGUGUGGGAUUUCAGUGUUUGUUGGUAUCACUGCCUAUUGGCGAGUGCACCAUUUCCUUGACGUGGAGUCAGCAUGUAAACUUCAAAAAGGACCAAUAUUCCACUUUUUGUGUUUCCUUACUUUUCCACUCAAGAAGUAUGUUCUAACCAUCCCAGUGGUUUGUAUCCGAACACACAGUGUUAAGUUUAAAAUGUGUGGAGGACGUCUCCAGUCAUAAUAUUCAGUCCAGCGUUAGACCAGCUAUAAAAUUUACUGUGCGGUUAUACACCAACACUUUAAACAAAAUCAGUUCUACAAUCCCUUGCCUUCGGAUGUCACUCUGUUGUGCAUUUCAUUGUUUUCCUGCUGUACUGUCAGUACGUACGAUGAGGUGUGGUUCCUGUGUUUUAUUUUCGACAUGUCCUGUUCAUUGGAUUUAUUUAUUAUCCCUGGUUGUGUGUGACAGACAUGCUUGUAGUGUCAGUCACAGCAGGUCAGUCCUUACAGUGCCAGAUUUAAAGCAAGCCAAGGACUCUGUCCUUCAGAAUAGCAGCCCAACCCUGCUCACCUGAAGGGGUUUUUCAAGGAGCACAAGGUUUGCUCUCUGUGGAGCAGCAUGGGACUAUGAAUGUGCUGUAUUGGUGCCCUCCGUGGAGCCCCCCAGUGGCAGCUGGGCAUGGAGCGGGUAGGUCUGUGGGCACCCCAAGCAGGAGGCAGUGGGCUUGGGACACAGGUGUGUUUUCUGUGGGUCGAGAAAUUUAUUUUAUUUUUUGCCAAAAAAAAAAAAUAUAUAUAGAAAAACAAACUGUUUAAGCCCAAAAGGAGGGGUUUCUGGGGUGUGGCUCCUCCGUCACCCACUGUUAUCCUUCACCAUGUCUGUGUAGGUGCGUCUUAUAUGGGAAAGCCUGUGACCAAGACAAGCGUGUAUGUGAUUCUGUAGUCUGUAGUCUGGUGCUAUGUGACGAUGUUUGACAAAUGUGUAAAAAAAAAGCAACAGUUAAAAAAUGAAAAACAAUUCAAGUUUAAGUGAAGUAAAAAAACAUACUAAUAAUAAUCUUAAGUUUGAGAUCUAAAAUCAAGCAAAUAUUUUGGUUUUCUGUUUUAUUUUGCUGCUGGUGAUGUUUGCGAGAAAGAUUCAGCUCCUUUUGUCUGACAAGCUUCGUUCCAUGUCGCUCCAUUCUUUUGUACAGAUGAAAAAAAAGAUAUGAAAAGACAAAAUUUGUAAAAUAUUGUGUC
Messenger RNA from Megalops cyprinoides (Indo-Pacific tarpon), 8643 nucleotides. RefSeq names its product calcium channel, voltage-dependent, alpha 2/delta subunit 2a (gene cacna2d2a). Gene Ontology annotation, molecular function: voltage-gated calcium channel activity. The record is from RefSeq and is a predicted model, not a curated record. The coding region runs from base 243 to 3593 and encodes 1116 amino acids. Gene Ontology annotation, cellular component: voltage-gated calcium channel complex. The transcript has 39 exons. NCBI's taxonomy places the organism in Eukaryota, Metazoa, Chordata, Actinopteri, Elopiformes, Megalopidae.